AGCAGAAAAGCUCCAGUUGCUUAACCACAGGCCUGUGACGGCAGUUGAAAUUCAGCUGAUGGUAGAAGAAAGCGAGGAGAGACUAACAGAAGAGCAGAUUGAGUCACUGCUCCAGACGGUCACCAGCAUUCUUCCAGGGGAUCCAGAAGAACAGCAGAGAAGCUCGGCCAUGGCAACAGAAGGCAGAGCUGACCAAGCAUAG
Eurypyga helias (sunbittern) is the source of this 202-nucleotide messenger RNA. RefSeq names its product DNA-directed RNA polymerase III subunit RPC9-like. The annotation marks the transcript as partial. Gene Ontology annotation, cellular component: RNA polymerase III complex. Gene Ontology annotation, molecular function: nucleotide binding. The record is from RefSeq and is a predicted model, not a curated record. The transcript is spliced from 2 exons. Gene Ontology annotation, biological process: transcription initiation at RNA polymerase III promoter. Lineage: Eukaryota; Metazoa; Chordata; Aves; Eurypygiformes; Eurypygidae.